AUGAGCAAUCAGGAAGUGAUUUAUUCCUCCUUGCGAGUUCUUCAGUCUCCUUCAGAGUCACAAAAUAGAUUAAAGCCUUGUGGUACUAAAAGGCCUGGGAAAACAGAUGACAAAGAGUUUUCAGUAACCUGGCGUCUCAUUGUAGUGACUCUUGGGAUCCUCUGCUUAAUUCUAUUGGUGACAGUCACAGUGUUGGGGACAAAGAUUUUUCAGUAUAUUCAAGAAAAACAUCAACAGGAGGAAAUUCUACGAAAUCUCAGUCAAAAGUACCACAAUAUAAAAAAUGAUAGCUACUUAAAGGAGCAACUUUUGACAAAGAAGACUUUAGAAUAUGACAUUCUCAAAAGUGAAACUCUUCGGCAGAAAAAGGAACUGGACUCACUCUUUAUAGAAAAGAAGAGAUGUCAUAGAAAACAGGAGAGCUUUUCAAAGUCUUUGCAAAAUACAGGCAAACUCUAUGAAGACCGCUGGUCCUGUUGUGGAGGAAAGUGUUAUUAUUUUACCACUGAAAAAAAAGACUGGAAGGGAUGUAAACAGACUUGCCAAAGUUACAAUUUAUCUCUUUUGAAGAUAGAUGAUAAAGAUGAACUGGCCUUCAUUCAACCGCAGACUUAUCCUGAUAACUACUGGAUUGGCUUAUCAUAUAAUGCAAAGGAAAGUAAGUGGAAAUGGAUUGACAGUGGCACAUCUUCUGGAACUAAUUUUAUAAUAAGGAGUUUGCCUUCUGGGAGUAGAAGAUGUGUGUUUUUAACUUCAACAAGAGUAACAGAUAUUGAUUGCUCUAAUACCUAUAAUUGUAUCUGUGAGAAGAGACUUGAUUGUGUUUCCACUGCCUGCUUCAAUUGACAUAAAAGACAAGCAGAUCUUAUUCCAUUAUGGAAACAGAGAUGAGUUGGAAGAGGAAGAAUAUGCUCUUCUGGACUAUGACUUAUGAGAUCAGAUGCCAGCUGUCUUCUUGGAGAAGAGGGGAAGGUUUUGCUUUUGGAAAUCAGUUAUCCCUCUCUUAAUGGCCCUGAGAAAUUCUCUCUUUCUCUUUCCCUGAACCACCCACAGAGCCAAUUAGAGAACUCUGGGUCUUUUCCUUAUCCAUAGGCGAAAUCAUUUCAAUAGCCUUAGGCUUGGAGAGAUAGCACGAUUAAGAACUAAAAAAUAGUUAUACUGCCCAUCCCCCAUCUAGAUGCUUAUUACCUCUCAUUUAAAAAUUUUUUUUUUUAUUUUGCUAUGAUUUCAAACUUAUUGAAUUGUUGAAACAGUAGUACAAGGAACUCUCAUAUAACCUUUACCCAUAGUUAGCAUUAGUUUAUGUUUAAUAAACUAGCUGCGCUUUAUAGUUCUCUCUCUCUCUCCUUGCUAGUCCAUUUGAUAAUAAAUUGGGGGCAUUAUGUCCCUUUGUCUAAAUAUUUUACAAGAACAAGGACUUUGUCUUGUCUAACCAUGUACAAUUAUCAAAAUCAGGAAAUGUAGCAUUUCUACAGCACUAUGAUUUCAUCUAUAAUCCAUAUUCAAAUUUUGUCAA
Ceratotherium simum simum (southern white rhinoceros) is the source of this 1516-nucleotide messenger RNA. The record is from RefSeq and is a predicted model, not a curated record. NCBI's taxonomy places the organism in Eukaryota, Metazoa, Chordata, Mammalia, Perissodactyla, Rhinocerotidae.